AUCUUUAAAAAUUGUGGAAAAAGCAAAAUUGAAAAGAAAAAUCGAUAUAAAUUAGCUACUUUAGGAGAAAUUGUUAACUCAAAAUGUCUUCCAGCUGGAUAUAGUACUAGUGUAUCCCCAUUGCCAAAUGCUUACGAUCACUGUAAAAAAAAACUUGAUGAUGGUGAAGUUUUAGUUUGUGGGCAUGGAUACCAUUUUGAAUGCUAUCAAAAAUUAAAGUAUAGUUGUCAUUAUUAUGAAGAAUAUUAUAAAUGCAGAAUAUAUAAUAAUGUGAAUUCCUUUUUAAAACGAUUGAAAAAAAGUCCAAAUAUACUUACUACUAAAGAAAAAGAAGGUGAAAAUGUUGAAGAUAUCGCUAAUGAAGAUGAUGAAAAGAUUCCAAUCAAUAAAAACCCGAACAAGCAUUUGGAUCCAUUUGAAUCCAAGGAAUCCAUACGAAAAGUUAGCUUUGAAAGAGUAUAUAUGCGAAGUUUCGUCACUGGUUAUUUUUGA
Messenger RNA from Funneliformis caledonium, 492 nucleotides. Lineage: Eukaryota; Fungi; Glomeromycota; Glomeromycetes; Glomerales; Glomeraceae. The record is from the annotation of a GenBank genome assembly.